AAUCUUUCUCCCCAACACACCCAUGGCCGGCUCUCAUUUUUUGCUUGGUGGGGCAAUGUUCACAGCUCUCUUGCUCUUAGGCUUAGCCAGCAGUCAGACGGGAUGGUAUGAUGCCCAUGCAACGUUUUACGGUGACAUGCAGGGCAACGAGACGAUGCAAGGUGCUUGUGGAUAUGGUGAUCUCUUCAAACAAGGAUACGGACUGGAGACCACGGCCCUGAGCACAGCGCUCUUCGACAAUGGCCUUAGCUGCGGAGCAUGCUUUGAGAUCAAGUGUGUGAACGACCCACAAUGGUGUAUACCCGACGCUGGCACCAUUACAGUAACUGCAACCAACUUCUGCCCUCCUAAUUACAGCAAGCCGACGGGAAACUGGUGCAACCCUCCUCUGCAACACUUCGACUUGUCCAUGCCCAUGUUCGUAAGGAUUGCCAAAUACAAGGCCGGGAUCAUUCCUGUGCAGUACCGUCGAGUUAGGUGCCAUAAGAGAGGAGGGAUCAAGUUUGAGAUCAAGGGGAAUCGGUAUUGGGUACUUGUGUUGGUGUUCAAUGUUGGGGGCGUUGGGGAUGUUUCCAAUGUCAAGAUUAAGGGCUCCAACACCCAGUGGCUUCAAAUGUCGCGCAACUGGGGACAGAAUUGGGAGGUCGGGGUGGUGCUGGUGGGGCAAAGCUUGUCGUUCCAAGUGACCACAAGGGAUCAGAAGAUGGUUCAGUCCGAUAAUGUUGCACCAGCUGAUUGGAAAUUUGGUCAGACAUUUGAAGGGAAAUCAAACUUUUAGCAGUCUUCUUACGUCUUUGGGUCAUCCCUUUCUUCGCUGCACCAUAGGCCAUAGGUUGAAUAAAGGUCUAUCAUCUAUGUCUGUGGAUAGGUUGACGAUCAGAUUGCUUUGAAGAUGGCUUUCUCAGCAGCUGCCACCACUUCUUUUUGCCUAGUUGCCUCUUGUUUUUUUUUUUUUUAAAUAAAAUAUUUUCAUUUUUUUUUUUGUUUUUGACUUUUCAAAAUAAAAAUAGUAAAAAAUAAGAACUCCUCUAUUCUAUUUUCUUAA
Molecule: messenger RNA, 1045 nt
Organism: Vitis vinifera (wine grape)
Lineage: Eukaryota; Viridiplantae; Streptophyta; Magnoliopsida; Vitales; Vitaceae
Product: expansin-A23-like
Exons: 2
Coding region: 23-778 (251 amino acids)
Biological process (GO): plant-type cell wall organization
Cellular component (GO): extracellular region
Source: RefSeq, a predicted model, not a curated record